UCUGCCCUCCCUCCCGCCGAGCUGCCCGCCCCUGAGUCUGGAGCAGCAGCAGCAGCGGCGGCACGGCAGCAGCGACGGUGGAAGCCUCGCUGCCUCUCCUCCUCGCCCCCCAGUGCGGGAAUACCAGCGGCGGAGAGCAGAAUGGACACGGAAGGGAGCCAGAGCAGCCUGUCCUCCGGCACGGACAACUCCCCCCAUGACCCCUGAGGGAUUGAGGGAGUACUUUGGUAAAUUUGGCGAGGUGAAGGAGUGCAUGGUGAUGCGGGAUCCCGUUACCAAGCGGUCGAGGGGCUUUGGGUUUGUAACAUACGCAGAUCAAGCCGGUGUGGAAAAGGUUCUGGCUCAAAACAGGCACGAAUUGGACUCCAAAACGAUUGACCCAAAGGUGGCGUUUCCCAGACGAGCUCAGCCUAAGCUGGUGACGAGGACAAAGAAGAUCUUUGUCGGAGGGCUGUCGGUCAAUACCACCAUCGAAGAUGUGAAGCAAUACUUUGAUCAGUUUGGAAAGGUUGACGAUGCCAUGCUCAUGUUCGACAAAACAACCAACAGACACCGAGGUUUUGGUUUCGUCACCUUCGAGAAUGAAGACGUGGUGGAGAAAGUGUGCGAGAUUCACUUCCAUGAGAUCAACAACAAAAUGGUGGAGUGCAAGAAAGCCCAGCCCAAGGAGGUGAUGACGCCGACGAGCUCAGCCAGAGGCCGCUCGAGAGUGAUGCCCUAUGGGAUGGACACGUUCAUGCUGGGCAUUGGCAUGUUAGGCUACCCAGGUUUUCAGACUACUACCUACACCAGCCGCAGUUACUCUGGAUUAGCACCUGGAUACACGUACCAGUUCCCAGAGUUCCACUUAGAGCGGACCCCUCUUCUGACAUCAUCCCACCCCCCUGAACUGACAGCCAUUCCCCUCACUGCAUACGGACCAAUGGCAGCUGCAGCUGCAGUAGUCAGAGGCUCCACUCCAUCACGCACAGCUGGCUUCCUGGGCACCAGCAGCCCCGGACCAAUGGCUGACCUGUACGCUGCAGCCAAUCAGGACUCAGGAGUCAGCAGCUACAUCAGCGCCGCUAGCCCUGCCCCCAGCACGGGGUUUGGUCACGGUUUAGGGGGUCCACUGAUUGCUACUGCUUUCACUAAUGGCUACCACUGAGAAGACUCAGGUCACUGAGGAUUGGAGGACUUUUCUCCUCUGCUGUCAGGCCAAUCAGAACGCCGGCUGCCCACUCGAUGGUGCCGUCUGAUUGGCCGGCCACAAGCUCUUCUGGCUCCAUGUGGCUCCACCCACCGACUGAAUAUCUUUUUAAACCAAUACUCUUGUUUUUCUGUACUAAUCUCACUUCAACAUAAUGCACCACCAGUUUCUCCCCUUCUGUCUUCACGUAGUGUAACGACUAGACCCCCCACCUAUACCCCACCCCCAUCAGUUAUCCAUUUCCUCUUUCUUCUGAAGUUAGCAGAAGAAAACUGCAACAAAACAAAAAAAAAACAUUUGUCAUCUUCGAUAAAGACAGAGAACUGUUUUAAGCUUUUCAUUUUUUUAUUUUAUUGUAUUUUAUUUUAACGUGACGUGUCAUUUGAUCAUGAAGUUCCACAAAGCUGGUAUGAAUGUGAACCGAGAAAAACAAACAACACGUGAGAUAAGUUGUCUGUAAAAAGAACAACUUUUUAACAAAGGAAGAACAAAUCCAACAAAGUCCUUUUUUACUCAAGUGUCGCAGAAACAUUGAGGAACACACACACACACAAAAAAAUGUAUAUUUUGGUAGUCUUUAAAAACGAAACCUUUGUAAUAUUAUUAUUAAUAUUGACAUAAUAAUGCUGAUCUGUAAGGUAUUUUAUUCUGUAAUUGGUUUUAAAGCAAUGUUUUUAUGUCUUCCUGUAAGAUACUGUACAUAGGCGUGGGGGAGCGGGGUUGGGGGUGGGCGGGGUUGCUGAACUGGCUGGCAUGUCAUUGGUUGGUUUAACAGCAUUUUGACUGGAUGUCACUUCCUGCUGUCGGCGCUCGUGUCACUACUUCAGCAGUGUGUGUGUGUGCGUGUGUGUGUGUGUGUGCGUGUGCGUGCGUGUGUGUGCAGAACACACUGCGGGCCAGUCCUCUUCAGCGCUGUGCUUUGGAGUUAUUUUCAUUUCCAGGAGUUUGUCAGGUGUAAUUCCUUCACCUUAUUUCCCAGUUAUUAAGUCACACCUCUUCUUUAAAAAGCAAGUUUUGCAUCUUCAUUCAAACCUUUUUUUUCCCGAUAAACACAAACGUUUGGGAGAACCUCAAGCAGGAAAACCUGGGGGUUCUUGGGGUUGUGGAAGUCGACUUCAUCCUUUAAAAAUAUAUAUAUUUUCUGCGCAGUUCACCUAAUGUUUUUUUUAUUGUUGUUGUUUAAAUAAAAAAAUGCGUUCUUUUCUGCGGUGUUGUCCACCGUGAAAAACAAAAUGAAGGACAUUCUCCGAGAACACAGCUGUAGCAGAUCAUGUUCUGUCCUCCUGUCGCCGUUGAAGGUGCGCGUGGUUGAGCGCGCGCGCGUGUGUGUAUGUGUGUGUGAGUCGGUGCUUGUGCGCCUUCAACAAAGAGUAAUGUGGAACUACUUUCAGCAAACGGAGCAUUUGGGUUGCCUUUUUUCUUUGGUACUGAAGAAAAAGAGAAGGAAAAAAAAGGAUCGCCCUGUUUCAUUUCGGUUCGACUGCUUUUUCUCGCCUGACUUUCUCCCAUUUCACACUGACUUGUGAUAAAUUUGUGCUUCUCGAACCAACAUAUUUUUGUUUGUAUGAAUAUAUAUAUAUAUGUGAAUAAUAUAUAUAUAUAAAUAUAGUUGCUGCUUUACGUGAAGAGACAGGGCCUGGGCAGGGAACCAGAAAUGGAACAGGGUCAUGCUUCCAGUCCGCUCUGAUACGACACGAUGACUCUGGCUGGCAGGAAGUGUCGAAAASCUGGAACAAACUAAACGUCUGCAGGAAAACAAGGAGCCUGCUUGUUCAGCUUCUUACUGAAAGCCUGUUUGGUUAACAAAAAAAUAAAUAAAUAAACUUCCUGAUCCAGCCAGUAGUUCCUCUGUCAGACAUGCUGGGACACAAUUAAUAAUAAUAA
Molecule: messenger RNA, 3073 nt
Organism: Austrofundulus limnaeus
Lineage: Eukaryota; Metazoa; Chordata; Actinopteri; Cyprinodontiformes; Rivulidae
Product: RNA-binding protein Musashi homolog 1
Exons: 13
Coding region: 197-1147 (316 amino acids)
Biological process (GO): regulation of translation; central nervous system development
Cellular component (GO): cytoplasm
Molecular function (GO): mRNA binding
Source: RefSeq, a predicted model, not a curated record